UGUGCCCAUGGCCGAGCCCAGGGACGGGAGCUGUGUACCCGGUGUCCAGGGCCGAACUCGGCCGGGAGCAGGAGAUUGGGCCGGGGCCGGGUCCGAGUCCCGGGGGAUGGAGCGGUGACCGGGGCUGAGCUCCGGGGAACCGGUACUGCGUGCCCAGGUCUGAUCCCUGGCACACCGGAGCUCUGUCCGGGUCCCAGUCCCGGAGCCCGGUGCCAGAUCCGAGUCUCGGGGGACAGCAGCCGUGUCCGGAGCCAAACCCCGGGUCCCGGCCCCUUGUGCCCGGAGCCGAGUGCCGGGGCACCAGAGCCGAGUGUGCGGCGGCAGGCGGAGCACCCUCCGCCCGCCCUCCACCGCCCCAUCCCCGCCUUGCCCUCACGCCCCCGGCCCCUCACGCCGGCCCGCCCGCCGCUCGCAGGGCCGUGUGGGAGCUGUAGUUCCGCGGUGACGCGGGCGCACCGCCGCCUCCUGCUCCGCCGCUCCGUGCGGGGCCAUGGCCGCCCGCUCCCUGCGCCGCCUCGGGGCCCUGCUGCCCGCGGCCGGCAAGGCCGGCACAGGCAGUUUGUAUUUCAGGGGGUGCCCCUGUGCUUUCAGCACUGCAGCUCAGCAGAGAAGUACAGGAGAUGAGUGUGGCCCAGAGGACCCCAGUGAGGAGCCCAAGCACCCCCUCUCUGACUGUGCCUUGGAGCACAAAGCCAUCAAAUUGGAAGAGCAAGUCCGGGAUUUAACUGAGCGAUACCGGAGAGCUUUGGCAGAUUCCGAGAACGUCCGGAGGAGAACGCAGAAGUUUGUGGAAGAUGCCAAACUCUUUGGCAUCCAGAGUUUCUGCAGGGACCUGGUGGAGGUGGCAGACAUCCUGGAGAAGACAGCCGAGAGCGCGGCGGGCCACGCGGAGGAGCCCAGCGAUCCCAACCCCACCCUGAAGAAGAUCUACGAGGGCCUCUCCCUCAUCGAGGCCAAGCUUCAGAGCGUCUUUGCCAAGCACGGCCUGCAGAAGAUGAACCCCGUGGGUGGCAGGUACGACCCCUACGACCACGAGAUCAUCUGCCACGUGCCGGCCGAGGGCAUGCAGCCGGGCACGGUGGCGCUGGUCACGCAGGACGGCUACAAGCUGCACGGCCGCACCAUCAGGCACGCGCUGGUCGGCGUGGCCGUGGAGGCACAGGAGUGACGCGGCUUCGGCUGCUCCACCUGGGACCUCGCUGGGCUGGGGACAGUCACGGCUGCGUGCGUUUGCUUAUUUAUUGAGCUGGGGUUGCGCCGUGGGAUGGCUUCGGGCGCGUCGCCGUUCGUUCUGAGGUACUCGCGUGUUUGAUGAUCCUCCUUGGAGCCCUGCAGUCCUGCUGUUAGAAAUUUGGGGUACUGUAGGCUCCUUGUCUGCUUAUUUCCGGGUGGUUUGUGUGGGGAAGAGGGGAGAUGUGGAGAGAAAGGGAAAUUCUCUUCUUGUCUCCCUGUUCCAUCUCUGAGGGAGACUCCUGCAGUGGCCUCCAGGAAAGGAACUUCUCUGCCUCACUUUCCACAGCUGUACUAAGGGACUGUAAUAAUACUGACCUACCUCACAGGGAUGUGGUGAGGCUUUUCAUGUGCAAAGCACUGGGAAAAGUCCAGAGGGAUGAGUAUUAUUAUCACCUGGUUUUGAUGUCUUCCCUUGUCCCCACACCCUUCGGAUGGGGUGAAGAUGAUCACUUGAAAUAACAUUUAGAGGCAGCUUUUUCUUACUUGCUUCAGGAAAACAAUUUGGAAUUCAUGGAAUCUCUGUUGUACUAGAGUUGAAUAGAGAUGAGGGUUUAAAAAGAAUUCAGUUAGGUCAGACUAAUGGUAAUAUUCCUUCUCCAGGUAAAAUUCCAGCUUGACUCUUUGUUCCCAAAGGUAAAACAGGGAGCAGUGAUUUGUGGUGGAGCCAGAAAACUGUCCUCACAUCUCUUAAUCUCCAACCCAAAUGUAUGUUUUAGAGGAGAGUAAUUUCUCUUCCCUGGUGGGUAUUUGUGCAGCUUUCAAGCAUGAUAAACUAUGUGCUCUUUGUUGCAGCUGCUGGCAAAAUGGAGCUGUGCCCUUAAGCAGGAAAUCUGGACUGUUCUGUUUUCUCAGGUCUCUGGUAAAGAUCCUCAGAUUACACCAACUUCCAAUCCACAUUCUGAUUCUACUUUCAAUGAUCCUAGUAAAUAUGAAACCUUUUCGGUUUUGAUGCAAGGAGAAAAAUCUUCUUUGCUCCAAAGUAUCAAGUGCCCUUGAACCAAUUUUAGCAGCAGUGACAAGAAAGCAAGAGAAGCAGAAGGCUGAGGAAGUGAAAGCUGACCUCGAGCUGUCCUCCUGGUUGGAGGCAUGUUGUUGUCACAGCACAUAUGUAUUUCCCACUGGCCCUAUUGCCUGGGAGUUCAUUUAUCUCAGCUGAAAGGAUGCAGUCACUGAGGAGGAUCAGAAUUUAACCCUUUGCAGAGCAGCAAGCAGUCAAAUGACAGAAGAACAGUUAAGCCAGAAAACCAGGAAUAGUUGGUUUUCAGCUUGUUUCUUACUGAUUUGUUCAUUCCUUCUUUUUUACUUUCUGGAAUUGGUUCCAUAACCUGCCAAAUGCACUUCCAAAAGUGCUUUACUUAGAGUGGAUGCCAUCCCUGGUUUGGAAAAAAAUUAUUCUUCUCCCAUUCAUUUGGAGGCUUCAGCUGAAAAACCCUUUUGUAGUGGACUUCAGAAUUGUCACAGCCUUUAGUACUGCCAGUCUUUCACCUGGGGAGACUGUGUGCAGUUAGUGGGUUGGCAUCCCAGAAAUUUAAGGAAUCUGCACAUUUCUAACCUGCUCCAUGCAACCUUUUUUAGUGGCAGCUGUGGUGUGACUCUGUAAUGGAUCCUUUUUGGAGUGUGGUUUCUGCCUCUGUGCAGUAGGUUCUGAGGGAGGUACUGGAGAUUUCAGCCCUGAAACAGCACUUCUGGCAGUUUUAGCUCAUGGGCAAACCUCUUGUUCAGUGUCUUGUAUUAUUACCAUGUUUUUGGAAGUUUCACAGAUAAACAGGACUUCCUAUCCAUUGUGCUGAGCAGGUCACCAGGGUACGCUGUUUCUCUAGAGAAGAAUGGUAAAACAUGAAAUGUUACACUACAAAUCUGGCUGUUCUUCCUCAAAAGUAAGGAGCCCAUGUCCUCAGCUGGAAGGAACAGUGGGGGGAAGCUGGAAACCAACUUUGAAAGUGAAACUUUAGUUGUGAGGAGCCAAACAGAAGCACAGGCAUUUUACACUACAGACAGUUUUCUGUCACAGAGAGGCUGCAGCUGGGUGUGACCAGGAAGGAUGGGAUCCAAAUCCUCUUUAAACUCACCCAUGGAGCCACUGGACUGUAAAAAAAGUGUUACAGCCACUCAGUCCAACUUGGGUUUGCCAACUCUGCCUGUCUCCUCAGCCAAUGUUCACCCACUUCUGCCUUAAGGAAAUUCCCUAAAAUGCACUCCAGACCUUCUGUCUGUACUGAGAGAGGAUUUAUCAGCUUGUGUGUCUGGGCUCUGACUGAGGCACUGCAGGGUGGCUGCAGCAGGACUCUGAGGGAUCCAGCUCCUCUGCAGGCUUUCCCACCCUCACAGAGGCCCUCUUUAAUUUGGGGCAAGUUCUUCUCCCAGUGAAACCUGCAAAACUUCUACAGGAUCCUGUCAGGUUUUAUGAUUCCUGUGAAAUGGAGGCAGUGCUGAGAGACUUUCACAGAUGUUACCAAAGAGAUAAAUCCUGUAGCUGUUGUUUGUCCCAGUUUCUGCUUCCUUCGAAAGGUGAAGUGAAAAUGAAAUAACCAAACCUGGAUUCCAUCACAGAAUCCAGAUUUCCCAGGUAAAAUUUGAUUCUCUUGCCUUUCAAGCACACUUAAUGAUGGUUUUUUUUUGUCCUGGAUGAGAUUGUGGAAGGGUGGGGUGAAUUUCUCCUUGGUUUUUGCUGCUUUUUCUGCCCUGUUUCUGUAACUCCUGCAGGGAGGGCCCUGACCCACGAGCUGCUCCUCUGCAGUCACUUUACCCAGUGACUGUUCAAUAAAACACAGGAAUACAUGAACAGGGCAGGAAUAGCAGAGGAGAGGAAGUGUCAUGUACCUUUUAGUCAUUUCCACACCUGGACAAGUCUCCAGUGGCACUGUCAUGAGCAUGGCAAGAUCUGAACUCUGAGCAGGAGCAGUGCAGAAUGAAAUGGAUGUUGCUUUGUGAACCUGAAUUUCCCAGUGCUUCAAGCAGCAGAGCUUCUGUUGGAAGAGCUGUGAUCACUCAAUAGCUCCUAGCAGUACCUUAAU
Onychostruthus taczanowskii (white-rumped snowfinch) is the source of this 4247-nucleotide messenger RNA. RefSeq names its product GrpE like 2, mitochondrial (gene GRPEL2). Gene Ontology annotation, biological process: protein folding; protein import into mitochondrial matrix. Gene Ontology annotation, cellular component: PAM complex, Tim23 associated import motor. Gene Ontology annotation, molecular function: protein homodimerization activity; protein-folding chaperone binding; adenyl-nucleotide exchange factor activity. The transcript is spliced from 4 exons. The record is from RefSeq and is a predicted model, not a curated record. NCBI's taxonomy places the organism in Eukaryota, Metazoa, Chordata, Aves, Passeriformes, Passeridae. The coding region runs from base 491 to 1168 and encodes 225 amino acids.